AUGGCCACAGAGCAAGAUUUCUCUCACGUACCUCGCGCCUCACGUGACUCACGCGCCUCAAGCAGCGUAGGAUAUUACUCAGACGAAGAUUACACGGAUGAGGAAGAGGACGAAGAAGAAGACAUGGAGGAGAUUGAGGAAGAGGAGGAGGAAGAAGAAGAAGAAGAAGAAGAAGUGCCACGUGUGGGGGUCACGUGCAAAGGAAGAAGAAACGGGUCAUCGGGUAAUUACAACAAAUGGAUGAUGUUGGGUCGAAUACUUGACCCGAGAUCCAAAUUGGUUCAAGAAUGGAACAGAGUCUUUCUCCUUGUGUGCGCGACGGGGCUCUUCGUGGACCCGCUUUUUCUCUACACACUCUCGGUGAACGAUACGUGUAUGUGUCUCCUCAUCGAUGGUUGGCUCGCUCUCACCGUCACCGCCUUACGCUCCAUGACCGAUCUUUUGCACUUAUGGAACAUUUGGCUUCAGUUCAAGAUUGCUCGCCGGUGGCCUUAUCCCGGCGGAGAUAACGACGGCGAUAUUAAUAAAGGAGAUGGGGCACGUGUGCGUACGAGAGUUGCUCCACCUUACGUUAAGAUGAAACGGUUCUUCUUUGAUCUCUUUGUCAUCUUACCAUUACCUCAGGUGGUGUUGUGGGUUGUGAUACCUUCUCUUCUAAAGAGAGGCUCCGUGACUUUAGUGGUGUCAGUUUUACUUAUAACAUUCCUCUUCCAAUAUCUACCGAGAAUAUAUCAUUCCGUUCGUCAUCUCCGACAAAAUGCUACUCUCUCCGGUUACAUCUUUGGCACUGUCUGGUGGGGAAUUGCACUCAACAUGAUCGCUUAUUUCGUCGCGGCUCAUGCAGCAGGAGCAUGUUGGUACUUGUUGGGAGUCCAAAGAUCAUCGAAAUGUCUAAAAGAACAAUGUGAAAACACGAUGGGAUGCAACCUAAGGAUGUUGUCAUGUAAGGAACCAGUGUACUAUGGCACCACCGAGAUGGUCCUUGACAGAGCUAGACUGGCUUGGGCACAAAACCAUGAUGCCCGAUCUAUUUGCUUAGAUAUCGACACAAACUACACAUAUGGUGCUUAUCAGUGGACCAUUCAACUCGUGAGCAAUGAAAGCCGGUUGGAGAAAAUUCUUUUCCCAAUCUUUUGGGGUCUUAUGACACUCAGCACAUUUGGGAAUUUGGAGAGCACAACAGAGUGGUCGGAGGUUGUCUUCAACAUAAUAGUUCUAACAAGUGGUCUUCUUCUCGUUACCAUGUUGAUCGGUAACAUCAAGGUGUUUCUGCACGCAACAACCUCAAAGAAGCAAGCAAUGCACCUGAAGAUGAGGAACAUAGAGUGGUGGAUGAAGAAGAGACAUUUGCCAUUAGGGUUUAAGCAACGAGUCCGCAACUACGAGCGGCAGAGAUGGGCCGCUAUGCGCGGUGUAGACGAGUGUGAGAUGGUUAAGAAUCUUCCAGAAGGUCUUAGGAGAGACAUCAAGUACCAUCUUUGUUUAGACUUAGUCCGACAGGUUCCAUUGUUUCAGCAUAUGGAUGAUUUGGUGCUUGAGAAUAUAUGCGACCGUGUGAAAUCUCUCAUUUUCACCAAAGGAGAAACCAUCCAGAAAGAAGGAGAUGCAGUGCAGAGAAUGUUGUUCGUAGUGAGAGGCCAUCUUCAGAGUAGUCAGUUGCUAAGAGACGGCGUUAAAAGCUGUUGCAUGUUAGGUCCGGGCAAUUUUAGCGGUGACGAGCUUCUCUCGUGGUGUCUUCGACGACCCUUCGUGGAGAGGCUACCGCCGUCUUCCUCAACGCUCGUAACGCUCGAGACCACCGAAGCGUUUGGACUAGACGCCGAAGACGUUAAGUACGUGACUCAACAUUUCCGCUACACUUUUGUCAACGAAAAAGUCAAACGCAGUGCCCGCUAUUAUUCUCCUGGGUGGCGAACUUGGGCCGCGGUUGCGGUUCAGCUCGCUUGGAGGAGGUACAAGCACAGGUUAACGUUGACGUCACUGUCGUUCAUAAGGCCGAGGAGACCAUUGUCGAGAUGUGCAUCAUUAGGAGAAGAUAAAUUGAGGCUCUACACAGCAAUCUUAACCUCUCCUAAACCUAAUCCUGACGAUUUCGAUUAUUAA
Thlaspi arvense is the source of this 2103-nucleotide messenger RNA. Lineage: Eukaryota; Viridiplantae; Streptophyta; Magnoliopsida; Brassicales; Brassicaceae. The record is from the annotation of a GenBank genome assembly.